AUGAUAAAGAUUGUAAAAACAAAUUAUAAGCCAGGAUUGAAUGUCUCACAUAAUAGAGAAUUAUCAGAAGUCAAUAUUAUUGACAAGGUACUAAAUAUUCAAUAAUAUUGCUAUUUUAGAAUACAAUUUUGAGCCAAAUAUGUAUUUAAUGA
Molecule: messenger RNA, 152 nt
Organism: Paramecium octaurelia
Lineage: Eukaryota; Ciliophora; Oligohymenophorea; Peniculida; Parameciidae
Source: the annotation of a GenBank genome assembly